AUUUGUUCAUGCCAGAACGUUGUUAAUGCAUGUAUUGUGUUUUAAGUUAUUAAACUAAACUCUGUAAAUUAAGUUUUAAUUCUUUCUGAGGAUUGUGUGAAAUAUUGAAGCCAUGGCGUCCACCGCGGCGGGAAAACAAAGGAUACCGAAAGUGGCAAAGGUGAAGAAUAAAGCCCCGGCUGAGGUGCAGAUCACCGCCGAGCAGCUUCUCCGAGAAGCCAAGGAGAGAGAACUCGAGCUUCUUCCCCCUCCACCCAAACAGAAGAUCACAGAUGAAGAGGAGCUAAAUGACUACAAAUUACGAAAACGCAAGGGAUUUGAAGACAAUAUCCGAAAGAACAGAACUGUAAUUACCAACUGGAUAAAGUACGCACAAUGGGAGGAAAGUCUGAAAGAAGUGCAGAGGGCUCGAUCUAUUUACGAGCGAGCGCUGGAUGUGGAUCACCGAAACGUCACACUGUGGCUGAAGUACGCCGAGAUGGAGAUGAAGAACAAGCAGGUCAAUCAUGCACGCAACAUCUGGGACCGAGCCAUCACCAUCCUACCCAGAGUCAACACCUUCUGGUACAAAUACACCUAUAUGGAGGAGAUGCUGGGAAACGUGGCGGGCUGCAGGCUGGCGUUUGAACGCUGGAUGGAGUGGGAACCUGAAGAACAGGCCUGGCACUCCUACAUCAACUUUGAGCUGCGCUAUAAGGAGGUGGAGAAAGCCAGAACCAUCUAUGAGAGAUUCGUGAUCAUCCAUCCUGAAGUGAAGAACUGGAUCAAAUACGCCCGCUUCGAGGACAAACACGGCUACAUAGCUCACGGCAGAAAAGUGUUCGAGAGAGCCGUGGAGUUCUUCGGCGAGGAGUACAUCGACGAAAACCUGUUCGUUGCCUUCGCCAGAUUUGAGGAGAAGCAAAAGGAGUUCGAGCGCGUUCGGGUGAUUUAUAAGUUCGCUCUGGAUAGAAUCCCCAAACAUCAAGCGCAGGAGCUGUUCAAGAACUACACUGUAUUCGAGAAGAGGUUCGGGGACAGGAGAGGGAUCGAGGACGUCAUCGUCAGCAAGCGCAGGUUCCAGUAUGAGGAGGAGGUCAAGGCGAACCCGCACAACUACGACGCCUGGUUCGAUUACCUGCGCCUGGUGGAGAGCGACGCAGACGCCGACACGGCCCGAGAGGUGUACGAACGAGCCAUCGCCAACGUCCCCCCCAUCCUGGAGAAGAGGCACUGGAGACGCUACGUCUACCUGUGGAUCAACUACGCCCUGUACGAGGAGCUGGAGGUCAAGGAUCCUGAGAGGACGCGGCAGGUGUAUCAGGCGUGUCUGGAGCUCAUCCCUCACAAAAAGUUCACCUUUGCCAAAAUCUGGCUGCUCUACGGCCAGUUUGAGAUCCGUCAGAAGAACCUGCAGAACGCCAGACGAGGCUUGGGCACGGGCAUCGGGAAAUGUCCGAAAAACAAGUUGUUUAAGGGCUACAUCGAGCUGGAGCUGCAGCUCAGAGAGUUCGACCGCUGCCGGAAGCUCUACGAGAAAUACCUGGAGUUCAGCCCGGAGAACUGCACCACCUGGAUCAAGUUUGCCGAGCUGGAGACCAUCCUGGGAGACGUGGACCGGGCGCGGGCCAUAUUCGAACUGGCCACCGGUCAGCCGCGCCUCGACAUGCCCGAGGUUCUGUGGAAGUCGUACAUCGAUUUUGAGAUAGAGCAGGAGGAGUACGAGAACACACAGAGACUCUAUAAGAGGCUCCUGCAGCGCACACAGCACGUCAAGGUAUGGAUCAGUUACGCGCAGUUCGAGUUCUCUACGGAGGGCGAGGAGCGGCUGCAGCGGUGCAGGCAGGUGUACGAGGAGGCGAACCACGGCCUGCGUACCUGCGAGGAGAAGGAGGAGAGGCUGAUGCUGCUCGAGGCCUGGAGAGACUUCGAGCAGGAGUUCGGAACCUCCGCCAACAAGGAACGAGUGAAGAAGCUCAUGCCGGAGAAGGUGAAGAAGAGGAGGAAGCUCACGGCCGAGGACGGGUCGGACGCCGGAUGGGAGGAAUAUUACGACUACAUCUUUCCUGAGGACGCCGCCAAUCAGCCCAACCUCAAACUGCUGGCCAUGGCCAAGAUGUGGAAGAAACAGCAGCAGCAAGAUGAACCGGAGGAACCGGAGACCGAAUCGGGUGAAACUGAACAGCCCGAAGCAGAGGAGGCAAACAGUGCAGGAGCUCAGGAGCCCAAAGAGGGCGUGGACGACGAUCGGGACGACAGUACGAGCAGCAGCAGCAGCAGCAGUGAGAGUAAAAGUGAGAGUGGAAGCGAUAGUGACCAUGAUGAGAAGAAAACAGACGCCGCAAAGAAGGACUGAUCUGUUAGCGAUGGAUUUUUGUGGACCUAAACCUGUUCUGAGGAUCAUUUUGUAACAAAAUAAAAGAAAAACGUGAAUAAA
Trichomycterus rosablanca is the source of this 2416-nucleotide messenger RNA. RefSeq names its product crooked neck pre-mRNA splicing factor 1 (gene crnkl1). Gene Ontology annotation, cellular component: post-mRNA release spliceosomal complex; precatalytic spliceosome; U2-type catalytic step 2 spliceosome. Lineage: Eukaryota; Metazoa; Chordata; Actinopteri; Siluriformes; Trichomycteridae. Bases 113 to 2335 code for a protein of 740 amino acids. The transcript is spliced from 14 exons. Gene Ontology annotation, biological process: spliceosomal complex assembly; mRNA splicing, via spliceosome. Gene Ontology annotation, molecular function: protein binding. The record is from RefSeq and is a predicted model, not a curated record.